AUGUCCGUCCAGGCACAAAUUUUCCAUUUAAGACAUGCCGUCUCGGCGGGAAUUGUGAUUGGCGAUGGGUUCCAUGAAACCUUGACUGGCCCACGCCCGACAGGUACCCAAGCGCAGCGCGAGACUGGAAUGGCUGCUCGACCACUUUGCCAAUCCUGCGGGAAGUUUCCUGUCUGCGAGGUGACCUUACCGGAAUCGUUAUCUGUGCCCGACGCGAUGCUGGGAAACAACACCUUGAGCAAAGACCAGCCAGAAUAUUACUAUUACUACAUGCAUCUGCAGCCCAUCACUGAGAUCGGUGUCUGCUAA
Clonostachys rhizophaga is the source of this 309-nucleotide messenger RNA. The record is from the annotation of a GenBank genome assembly. NCBI's taxonomy places the organism in Eukaryota, Fungi, Ascomycota, Sordariomycetes, Hypocreales, Bionectriaceae.